AUGAGCCGAUCGCCGGUCAGUUUGUCACCUUUGUGGCUCGUCUACAUAACUUUUUCUCUGUUGCCGGGUAACUCAACCCCAGUGGAAUCCCAUCAUAUUUUGGGUCUAUUUGUCAAUGUGCAUCGGUCGCAGUUGAUGGUCCAUUUGGCAGUAUGCCAAGCGCUUCUACAGAAGGGUCACCACCUGACUUUGGUCACCACACUGCCAUUGGAGGAGCAGGAGCUUCGAGGGAAUGUCACUCACAUAUUAAUUCCAUGGAAGCAGCCAGCCGAGGAGGACGAGCAUGGAUCCUCGUCAGACAUCUUUUUACGUUUGCAACGGAUGUUUGGGCGCCUGAAACGAUCGGGAGAUUUGCUAGAUCUGCCAGAAUGGAAGCAGUUCUUAGAAAGGACACCUCACUCCUAUGAUCUCCUACUUUUGGGCUAUCAUUUCAACGAUCAUCUGCUGGGAGUGGCUGCACACUUCAAUUGUCCCGUGGCCAUAAUAACCACCCAACAGCCAACUGGAUUUGUAAACAGUUUGAUGGGCAACCCCGAGGAGCGUUGGUAUGUGCCCCAGCCAUACGAUAGUCACCAGAGGAGAGGAGUCUCAGCCUGGCUCUUUGGAAUUUGGGAGAAGCUCAUGGAGAUUUUGGCAAGGAGAGUGCUGGCAGGGAUUUAUAGCUUGCACUUUCCCGAACCCCGGUACCCCAGCUUUGAAACCAUGCGCCGAUCGGUUGUCCUGGCUCUAAAUAAUCACCACAUGAUCAGCGAGGGACCUAUAGCUCCCCUGAUGCCCAAUAUGGUGGAUAUAGGAGGUAUAGUCUUGGAGCAGAAACUAAAUGAAACCCACCGCGAAAUAUCGGCUAGAAACCGAUCACUAAUCAUCUUCAGCCUAGGAACUCGAUUCACUUGGCGCAAAUCUUCACAGAAAUUGCUGCAGACUUUCACAACAGCCUUUUCCCAGUAUUCCGAUUAUGAGAUAUACUGGACUUACGAUGGACCAAAUCUCAGUUCCAUCAGAACGAAACUUCCCCACUUAAAAAUCGCCAAGUGGUGGCCCCAAUGCCAAUUGCUGGGAAGUGGUAGAGCUCGAUUGUUUAUCACCCAUGGAGGUAAAGGCAGCCUCUCGGAAGCCCUUUAUUACGGAGUGCCCUUGCUGGGACUACCUUUGUUGGGCGAUCAACGAGCAAAUCUGCAGAAGAUGCAGUCGAAAAAUUGGGGCUUGACAUUGUCUACUCACAACCUCACUCAUUUUGAACUAUCCAAGGCAAUGGAUUUGAUACUCUCCAAACCAAUAUAUGCUGAAUCUAUAUCAAAAGCCUCCCAAGUUUAUCGCGAUCGUCCAAUGAAAUCCAGCGAUUUGGCCACCUACUGGAUCGAAUACAUCAUUCGUCAUAAAGGAUCUAAAAUUUUGUAUAAUCCCGCCAGGAACUUAAGCUUCAUCGAAUAUUACUCCAUCGAUGUCUAUUUGACCAUCUAUGGGGGAUUAGUUUUAACGAUAACCAUGAUCAGAAAAUUAAACCGUUUGCUGUGA
Messenger RNA from Drosophila elegans, 1515 nucleotides. It is a transcript of the gene Ugt307A1, whose product is annotated as UDP-glucuronosyltransferase 2B17. Gene Ontology annotation, molecular function: UDP-glycosyltransferase activity. Bases 1 to 1515 code for a protein of 504 amino acids. The record is from RefSeq and is a predicted model, not a curated record. NCBI's taxonomy places the organism in Eukaryota, Metazoa, Arthropoda, Insecta, Diptera, Drosophilidae. The transcript is spliced from 2 exons.